UUCUUACUUUACACAGUAUCUCUCCCCUUUUCUCUGCUGUUUCUCUUUCCUAGAUGGGCCAUGCACGUUUGCACUUUCACAUCAAACUGCUUGCAGGAUUCUCUUUAAAGCCGAAUGCAAUCUACAACUUUUUUUUUAUUUCAUUUACUUAAUCAUUUAAAACAUGUUAUGUGUCCAAGAAGGUUGGAUUCUCAUUGUGGUGAAGUUUCUUUUCAUUCUGCCAAGCAGACAUGCUAGUGCUUUUCUGCAGAGCAGUUACCACUUUCCAGACCAGGAACAAGAAAACUUUGUCAAGACUCAUAAAGAAUUCGAUGUGGUGCAUCCUAUGAAAGUUGACUGGGAUGGAGUGUUUGUGUCUCACAGUUUAACCCAUCACAUCAACAAACACAGGAGAAAAAGAGACGCGAGAACAACCGACGCUCGGGUCUACUACAGAAUUCACCACAAGGGCCAGGAUUUGCUUUUUAAUCUUACUGUUAACCAAAAUCUACUUUCCCAUGGCUACGUGUUAGAGAGAAGAUACGGAAACCUUACUGGUGCCAAGAUGCAACCGCACUCAGAGAAUUCCUGUCAUCUCACUGGCACUGUUACUACGUGGAAGCAGGUCGACAAGGAAAUUGGGUCGGCGGCUGUCAGCACCUGCAGCGGAUUGAAUGGAUUCUUCAGGUUAUCUAAUGGACAUUAUUUUAUUGAACCCAUUCGUAACUAUCAUCAGGAGGAGGGGGCGCAGCACCCACAUGUCAUCUACAGGAGGCAUUUUCCACAGUCGCCCCACAGGCAGCGACGUGACAUCGACUCAGGAGACAAGAUGAUGUGUGGACUUAAAGAUUCCACUAGUGACUUUUUGAAGGUAGAAAGGCAAAGAGAAAGCUGGGAGAGAAAACACCGGAACAACCACCGUCGAAUUUCCCAACGCUCUGUCAGCAAAGAACGAUGGGUAGAGACUUUGGUUGUGGCUGACUCCAAAAUGAUAGAGUAUCAUGGAAGUGAAAAUGUAGAGUCCUAUGUCUUUACUAUUAUGAAUAUGGUUGCUGGGAUAUUUCACGACCCGAGCAUCGGCAACGCAGUUCACAUUGUGCUCGUGCGGCUUAUUCUACUGGAAGAGGAGGAGAAAGGGUUAAAGAUUGUCCACCAUGCAGACAACACCCUCUCGAGUUUCUGCAAGUGGCAGAAGAGCAUCAACCCUAAAAGUGAUACCCAUCCAGCUCACCAUGAUGUUGCAGUGCUUAUUACCAGAAAAGACCUCUGUGCUGGGAAGAACCAGCCAUGUGAGACAUUAGGACUCUCUCAUCUUUCUGGAUUGUGCCAGCCCCAUAGAAGCUGUAAUAUCAAUGAGGACUCAGGGCUCCCUGUAGCAUUCACAGUUGCACAUGAACUGGGCCACAGUUUUAGUAUCCACCAUGAUGGGCAGGGAAAUGACUGUGAACCAGUUGGAAGACACCCCUUCAUCAUGUCCCGCCAACUACAGUAUGACCCUUCACCCCUGACAUGGUCACACUGCAGCAAGGAGUACAUUACCCGCUUCUUAGAUCGUGGCUGGGGCUCAUGUUUGGAUGAUCGUCCAUCUAAAAAAGACCUGACAGCCCCCAUUGUCGCCCCUGGAGUUCUGUACGACAUCCACCAGCAGUGUCAGCUCCAGUAUGGACCCAACACCACCUUCUGUGAUGAGGUUGAGAAUGUAUGCCAGACCCUCUGGUGCUCAGUAAAUGGAUCAUGUCGUUCCAAGCUGGAUGCAGCUGCAGAUGGUACCUGGUGUGGAAAGGAAAGGUGGUGCCUUUCUGGAGAGUGUGUGGUUGUGGGGAAGCGCCCUGAUAAAAUGAAUGGGAAAUGGGGCAUGUGGAGUUCCUGGUCCCACUGCACACGGACCUGCGGUGCUGGAAUUCAGUCUGCAGAGAGACAGUGCAACAACCCACAGCCGCAGUUUGGAGGCAAGUACUGCACAGGAGAGCGCAAGCGGUAUCGAAUAUGUAACACCAAAGCCUGUCCCCAGGACAGGCCCACUUUCAGAGAAAUGCAGUGCAGUGAAUUCAACACGGUGCCCUACAAGAAUGAGCUGUAUGAGUGGAUCCCAGUCGCUAACACCUUAAACCCCUGCGAGCUUCACUGUCGGCCUGUUGAUGGACAAUUCUCUGAGAAAAUGUUGGACGCUGUCAUAGAUGGGACCUCGUGUUUUGAUGACAAUAACAGCAGAAAUAUCUGUGUCAAUAGUGUUUGUAAGGACGUAGGAUGUGACUAUGCAAUCGACUCCAAUGCUGUUGAAGAUCGCUGUGGGGUGUGUCUUGGAGAUGGUUCUGGCUGUCAGACUGUGACAAAGAUGUUUGAUGCAAGUGAAGGGUCAGGGUACGUCGACGUGGGCUUGAUUCCGAAGGGUGCGAGGGAUAUAGUAGUGAUAGAGGUCGAGGAAUCUGGAAACUUCUUGGCCUUGAGGAGUGAAGAUCCAGAGAAGUAUCACCUGAAUGGCCAAUUCAUUAUCCAGUGGAAUGGAGAAUAUAAAGCAGCUGGAACAACUUUUUUCUAUGAGAGAAGUGGGAACCUGGAGAACCUGACUUCACCAGGACCAACUAAGGAGCCUGUGUGGUUACAGCUGCUUUUUCAGGAGAGAAACCUGGGAGUGAAAUAUGAGUACACUAUAAAAAAACACCAGAAAAAAGAAAAUGAGGUUGAAGAACCGGAGUAUAUAUGGAAGUAUGGAGCCUGGACUGACUGCACUGCCACUUGCGGGACAGGAGUUCAACGACAGCCUGUCAGAUGCAUAGAGAAGGGGAGUGGGGUGGUGGAAGAGACAUUGUGUAACCCAGAAACACGCCCUGAAGGCAGGCAGAAGAAGUGCAAAAACCAGGACUGCCCAGCACGGUGGUGGGUUGGGGAGUGGCAGGCCUGUUCCAUGACCUGUGGUCCUUCUGGUCUCAAGAAGCGCACAGUCUUUUGUAUUCGAACAGUUGGGGCUGAAGAACAGGCACUGCCGCCUUCAGAGUGCAGGCACCUACUCAAGCCAAAGCCCCAGGUGCCAUGCAAUAGAGAUGUGCUGUGCAGCUCACAUUGGAUUGUGGAUAACUGGAGCGAGUGCUCAGUUACAUGUGGGGGAGGAAUACGGACCAGAGGAGUGACUUGUCCCUCAACUGCUAAAAAGGCUUGUGAUAUUUCAAAGAAACCAAAUUCCAAAUCGCUGUGUGGUCUUCAGAACUGUCUUUCUAAUAAGAAAUAUUCUUCUCCUCUGUUUCCAAAAAUAAGAAGAAUAGUCCAUGAAAGCCUACCCCGAAACCCAUCUCAAAAGCCCAUUGGUGCUCCUUCUGGAAAAAUUAUCUGGCCCAAACUGACCAGGAAUAACCUCACCAUAACAACAACUAGUCAGCCUUUUCACACCACUCAACCAGCCACUGUUGCAACUUCUUUUAUCCAAUAUAGUAUAGGUGCUAUUACGAAAGAUAACUUGGGUGGUGAAGAUUAUGAUUACAACUUCAUCACUUUUGGUAAUUCAAGCACAAGGAAGUCUCCCAGACCACUGAGCAGCAAACCACCUGACCCUUCAUUGAAAGACAAGACGUUGAAAAACUUAACACCCGGUUAUGACUACAUUACAGAUGACUCUACCUUUGUCUCUGGUGAGGUGGAUGGAACACCAGAGGAAAAUACAAGUCCUUCAGACUAUUAUAGAACUACUGAACCAAGUUUGCCCUCUGCCAGGAACUCUGUGGAUGCAUCCCCAUCUUAUCGAGUUACAUCUACCAGAAAGCCCGGCAUUAAACUAGAUCAUAAACAAAAGCCAAGUACAACUACAGGAGUGCCUGUAACCACUCAAAUCAUUCACCCAAAUGCAGAAAGGACGACAAAAAGUAACCAUACAAAUGUAACUGUCUUUCCUAAAGUUAAUGUCUUAAAAGCUAAACCAAGGAAUACGGCAGAUCAGGGGGAAUCAACCACUACCACUCAAAUCCCAGAAGGUUACAGCGCUAAACAAGGAGACCUCUUUACCAUCACUUCAGACAAUAAAAACUUUGACACCAGGGACCAUUUAAGAAAUUAUGUUUUUUGGGUUGUGGGCAACUGGAGUGAGUGCUCUACAACUUGUGGACUUGGAGCAGUUUGGAGAACAGUCAAGUGCAGCAGUAAUGAGGACUCCCACUGUGAAAACAUCAAAAGACCGGACCCUGCCAGAAGGUGUCAUCUCCGCCCAUGCACAACCUGGAAAAGUGGAAAUUGGAGUAAGUGCUCUGAAAACUGCCAAGGUGGCACAAAAUCACGAGAUGUGCAAUGCAUAGAUGCUCAGACAACACGACAGCUCCGACCUUUCCACUGUCAGCCUCUUGGAUAUAAGCCUCCUACUACCCUGGCUUGCAAUCGGGAAUCCUGUUUGGAAUGGCACCAGACACCAUGGAGUGAGUGUUCAAAGAGUUGUGGGUCUGGCCAUUGGGAGCGACUUGUCUAUUGCCCGAAAUACAAUCGUUGCAACAUGAAAGAAAGGCCUAACAGUACUGAACCCUGCAAUAUUCAACCCUGUACCCAGUGGGUCACGGAUGCUUGGGAAGAGUGUACAGUCCCCUGUGGUGGAGGUGUGAAGCACAGGAUUGUGAGAUGUGUAAAUGAGGAAUCCAAGACAGUAGAAGACAGCCGCUUUUGUGAAGCAAAGACAAGACCUGCAGCUCUCCAGAACUGUAACCAGCAUAAAUGCAAAAAUAAUAAAGCUCCUUCCUGCAUCAAAGACAGUCUGUCCACUAGAUUCUGUGAGAAGCUGAGGUUGCUUGGAAGGUGUUCGUUGAUAACGAUACAGAAGCAGUGCUGCCUAACCUGCCUCAGUUCAUAUCAGACUCUGGAUUCCAGAUAAGCAGACUCUGUGACUCUGCAACCCCACUGCAACUUCCACUGAAAUCAUGAGGAACGUGUUAUCUGUAUUUCCAAACUGACUUGAACCCUAAAUGUUAUUCUUGGCACAGAAUAUUCAAACUUGGGUUUAAUAUACAUAUUUUACAUUGUGCCUCAUUGUUUUGUUUGUUGUAUUAACUGCCUCAACACUUCAUUAAAAAUGUUCACAUAUACUGUAAUAUACAGUAUACAUAUGUUUGCAGGCAGAUUUCAACUGCGGUCAUAUACAGUUUGUUUUACAGUUUGUCAGUAAAGAGCCUUAGACCCCAUAGAAGCAUCUGUCUAAUCGGUACACAAUGUGAAUGGAGGGUUGUCACAAAGACGGCCGGAGUGGGUGGCGUCAGACCAGAAGCAGGAAAUAAACAGACAGAGAUGUGUGGUUUGGUGAAGCUGAGCGAAUGUUUUCGCUCAGCAUUUAAUAAACAGCACAGAAAAUAAACGGUUUGAAACACAAAAACACAGGAAACGGCACUUGCGGCCAAAAUAAACAGGUAAACAAAACGAACAGACACUUAACAAACGGUGCACGGAGACAAACAAACACGGUGAGUGAUAACACUUAUCUUUACGCUUUCUUUUACUUUCUCCUUCUCUCUCUCCCGUUCUCCACUCACCGAACACCCCACCCUGACUGAAUGAAACGUGCAUCUAUAUAUACUGUUGUGCUGGGAUUCAAUUACUAAUUAAUUAUUCACUUGAAUCCCAGCACGUGAAUUAAUUCUGUGCAACCCUGUGCUUACAUAUUACAUUUAACCAGCACGUGAAGUGAUUUGUGCCCUCCUCGUGCCUAAAUACAAAUCUACAUUUUUAAAUACACGUGAAACACAGACCCGUUUAUAUCCCGUGUACCAAUCUCUAUACACCAACAUUAACACACGCACGCAACAUACAACACAUAAUAUGCACACAGGGGCGGGGCACAUUGCCACAAGGGUAUACAAACUAAAAAUCAGGCAUUCUCAUAUUCUAUUGGAUUAUUAAAAGUUCAACCAAGAUCCCAAACUUUUGUUUUCAUCUGAGCCUUUUCCACACUUACAAGUCUGCUUAAUAAAUAGUUUAUAUUAGUUAUAUUAUAUGGUCAUAAUAAAUUAUGGUUCUGCUUAAGGAUCUUAGGGUUUCAUGGGGCCUGUUGGAUUGAAUUGACUACAUCCCAGAACUGUUAAUACUGGCUUGAAAUCAACAAAUAGAAAUCAUGUAGCACUUUGUAUUACUUAAAAAGUUUCCCUCCAAUACAGCGAAAUCUAACUAGUCUUUUUGACCACAGCUGAGUUAUAUAUGUUAGGAUUAAGUAAUUGCUUUGUGAGAUACACAUGCAUAUUCUCGUAAUCCAUCUUGUUGAAUACAGUGUAUUUCAUUUGGAGAUGUGUAUGCAUGUUCUGUACAGGCAGUGAGAAAAGCACAGUGCCUGGUGAAUUCUUACUUUUUUCAUCAUUGAGGUGUGUAUCUAGUAAGUAGAAGCGCUUUACAUUAGAUUAGAUUUCAGUGUUACUGUACAGGCUGUAGGGUUUAAAACACAACGCAUUACUUUCUGCUAUGUUGUACGUAUUCCUGCAAUAUCUUUUUUUAACAUAAUUGCAAUUGUUUUGAUAUUUUUAUCAACAUAUUCCAACAUAAAUCAGUUUUGAGUAGUAAUUUUUGUUUCAGAUCGUUUAUGCAUUGGGUCUUCUCUUCAGAAUAGCUUUUGAAUUCACAACAUCGGCAGGUUGAAUUCAACCUGUUCAGAAACAUUUAAUUGGUUCCCACCCAAUUCCUCUCAUAAAAUUCAACAUUUUGAUUGGUUCAUCUGUCCGUCAGCUUUGCCAGGAUUCUCCCUGCUCACACAGGUUCAGAUGGGCGGGAACAAGUUUACAAAUAUACAUGACAAACCCUGUAUAGUCACAUCGGCUUUACAGCAAAGAUGCAAGAUGCCUCCAGCUUUAUGACUAUGUAUGUUUGUACUCAAAAUGUGCAAAAGACACUGUUGCACGGAACACUUUAUAACCUAGGCAGUGAAAUCUGCUGUCCAUCUAAACACUGUUGUGUUAGUUUGUAGAGUCCUUGCUUUAGGUUUUAUUACUGGUUCUUAUUCUAUAAAUCAUCCAAAUGCAGUUAAAGAAAGAAGAAAAAAAACAUUUCAAAUGAAAUUUGUAUGCCUGGAUAUACAGGGUGGGUAAAACAAUAGCCCAUUCAAUGGAUAACAUUCUUAAAUUAAGAAAGUUGUCAAAGCUUUAAAAUCCAGUGAACUUAGUGGCCACUUGAUUGGACUGUCAUUCAGUAGAUAUUGCCCAUGUUGUAUAAAGUUUUCCCUAUGUGUGUUUGUGUGUGUGUGUUUCUAUAUAUUAUUAGUUUGAAUGUUUGAAUCCAUUCGAAUCGUCUUUUUUUUUUUUUUUUUUUUUUACUUUUAAGGUCAACCUCAUGUUUUAAACAAGUUUACAAAUGCUUUAGCUGAAACAUCGCCAUUUAAAAAAAUACUUUUAAUAAUAUACAUUUAGAAGCCUGUACAAAACAUAACCUUGCCAACAAUGAAAAUAGUUUUGCUGAUACAGUAUUUUUCCUGGCAAAAUGUUCCUUUAAUGGUGCUCUUCAACAAGGUGCUGUCUCAAUGCAUUUUUUUAAUACAAUAGGUGUUGCAGGUCAGCACCAUUUUUUUUAUUAAUUACUGUAUGUUUUUAUAUAGUGUUUUUAUAAAUGUUUGCUUUUAUUAUUUUCUAACUACCUUUAACAAGAUAUGUGUAAUGAUUAAGCAUGCCCUUAUAGAAAUGCAUAACAAUCUGUCAUAUUUCCUCUGUUUACAGUGUAAGUAAGGUGCUAUUCCAAUGUACUGAAUUCAUUAUUUCAUUCCAGGUUGAAGUCUCUAUGCUAUUUGUACUCAUGUAGGUGUUUCCUCCCAUGAUUUGUUGGUUUAUUUACUCUGGGGUAUAAUGGCAUGAACUGUUAUUAAAUUGUUGUUUUGUGGCAUACAGUCUACCAGUAAAUCUUCAGAUGUUAGUAAUAAUAUGAUACAGAGUUAAAGCAAUACAAGACAAAUGGGUCCUAAUCACAAAGCUUUAACUUAUUGAAUACGUUUUUUCACAGUGUGUUUUAUGAAUAAUGUAAACUCAAGCUUAAGUCAUCAAUAACCUCAGUAAGCUGACAGGGUGACAUUCUACAUUCUAAAAUAAUGUAAUGUUUGUUUGUUUUUUCAUUGAAAAAUGUUUGAAGGGAGAUUUUGGAUGAAAAUCACUUUGUAAUGAUUAAUAAAAAAUACAAAUAAAACAGUUUCGGUCAAAGUUGCAGGAGUUCAAUUAGGCUGUGCAGUUUUCAGUUAUUUGUUGUCACAGUCAUUGAUUGCUGUUAAGCUGCAAAAUCCUGCAGCGUUAGAACAACUGAUACAAAAAUAACAGCAGGGCUAAUAAUGUAAGUCUGCAAGGCAAAGGGAGGCUAUGUGGUCCAGUGGUUAAAGAAAAGGGCUUGUAACCAGGCAGUUCCCAGUUCAAAUCCCACCUCAGUCACUUACUCAUUGUGUGACCCUGAGCAAGUCACUUAACCUCCUUGUGCUCUGUCUUUCGGGUGAGACGUAAUUGUAAGUGACUCUGCAGCUAAUGCAUAGUUCACACACCCUAGUCUCUGUAAGUCGCCUUGGAUAAAGGCGUCUGCUAAAUAAAGAAAUAAUAAUAAUAAUAGUACAUUCUUGCAUUGCUUUAGGGUUGUGAUAAAGGAAAAACUGUAUCCUCAUUAUAUAUAUGAAUAAUGCGUUCUUUUUUCAGCCAAGAUGUA
Molecule: messenger RNA, 8595 nt
Organism: Acipenser ruthenus (sterlet)
Lineage: Eukaryota; Metazoa; Chordata; Actinopteri; Acipenseriformes; Acipenseridae
Product: A disintegrin and metalloproteinase with thrombospondin motifs 12-like
Exons: 24
Coding region: 164-4822 (1552 amino acids)
Biological process (GO): extracellular matrix organization; proteolysis
Cellular component (GO): extracellular matrix
Molecular function (GO): metalloendopeptidase activity
Source: RefSeq, a predicted model, not a curated record